AGCACUCUAGCUAUGAAAAUGUUAUGAUUAAAGUAAAAUUCUCACAAGAUAUAAAAUGAGCAAUUAACAAACUAAAGCAAAGAGUAGUGCCAUGCAGCCCCGCCUAGAUGGGAAACUGGUCUUACUUUAUACACUGUUAGUCCUGCAAGUUCUAAUUGUUAUGAUUUAUGUCGCUACAACUCCACCUUCUGAAUUAACUAUAUCCACAACUCAUACUUCCGUUACAUUUGUGAAAUUUGAAGAAUCACAGGAACCAAGAAUUCAACAAACUAAUCAUAAAAAGUUUCCCAUCUACCAGACAAUCAAUGGAGAAGUAGUACUAAACGAUGUCAAGACUUUCACUCUGUUUGAAGUAUACAAUCACACUGUUUGUUGGAAAUAUGGAGUGGAUAAUCAGAAAAUGAGAAGUAGUAAUGAUCUCCAAAAAUGCAUUUGUAUUCAUGGAUGGCAUGGGUCAGACUGUGGCCAACCAGAAGUUGUCUGGAGAGCAAUCAUGGCAUCUAAGCAAAACGUUAAACUAAAACAUCGUAAAAUAGCUAGACGUAUUAUUCAUACAUUUUUUCUACAUGAGUAUAACUCAGCAAUUGCAGAGGUGAUAGUAGAAGAACUAUACAAUGUAGUAGAUCUUUUUGUAAUCUGUGAUUUCAGUAAUGCAGAAGAUAAUUUUCAUCAUAAGCUACUUAAGGGUUUAUUACAACAGAAACAGAGGAAGAUUUUAUAUAUUAAUAUAGCAACAAGGGUGCACAAACCAUCGAGAAUAGUGUCUAAAUACAUUUGGGAUAAAAUAAAGACUGUAGUACGAAAUUUAAGGGAUGAUGAUAUUUAUAUUACGACUGAACCAGAACAAAUAUUAAACUCCAGGGCAUUAAUGUUCCUCAAGGUAUAUAAUGGAUGGCCACAACCUAUUGGUUUUAGAUUAAGAUGGUCCGUUUAUGGAUUCUUCUGGCAACAUCCACUUAAAACAACGAUAACAGUUGGUGCGUGUACGAUCGGACUAAUGCGGGAAGCUUAUCAAUCAAAUUCUAUCAUGUUAGAACAACUGGAAGGAGAUUUGAGUGCAAGAGAUAGUCUAGGUCUAGUAAUAGGAGAUUUAAAUCAUUAUGGAGGGUGGUACUGUUACCUAUGUCAGGCACCUGCAAACAUUAUAACUAGUUUACAUAAUAAAGUUAAAUCCAAAGAAAUUCAAAUAGAAAAGACUAUCGACGUACCAUUCAUUGAGGACCUAAUAGGAAGUGGAUUGUGGCUAGAUGGGAAAACUAAUCUUUUAAGAGUCUCUAAAUCUCGGGACCUCUAUUUUGCGCCUGAAACAAUACUUAAUAAUACAUGGAAGUACGACUGGCUAGUAGAAAAUUUUUAUGCUAAAUUAGACUAUUAUUGACAUAUUGGUCACACCUGACUGUGAU
This is a messenger RNA of Habropoda laboriosa, 1403 nucleotides long. RefSeq names its product beta-1,4-mannosyl-glycoprotein 4-beta-N-acetylglucosaminyltransferase (gene Mgat3). Gene Ontology annotation, molecular function: beta-1,4-mannosylglycoprotein 4-beta-N-acetylglucosaminyltransferase activity. Gene Ontology annotation, biological process: protein N-linked glycosylation; N-acetylglucosamine metabolic process. Lineage: Eukaryota; Metazoa; Arthropoda; Insecta; Hymenoptera; Apidae. The transcript has 2 exons. Bases 92 to 1378 code for a protein of 428 amino acids. The record is from RefSeq and is a predicted model, not a curated record. Gene Ontology annotation, cellular component: membrane.